GUUAAAAACGAGGCCUUUUCUCUUUCGAUCCUUUGAAAGCAUCGAAACCCUUGACUAUAAACCCUAAAUUCCAAAUCUCGUUGCCUUUUCCCAAGAAUCCCCUGAAUCCAUGGCGGCCUCCAUCACCAAUCCUCUCAUCUGCGGGCAAAUCCGCCUUCAAACCCGCUUCCCGGCUCGCGCUUUGGGGAAUUCUAGGGUUAGGGUUCGUGUUGGAGUCCGCGCGGCGGCUGGACCGGUGUUGGAGAAGAAAGGAGCUGCUAUUGGUGUUGAUGUGGUUUCGGAGGCGGAGCUCAAGGAGAAAGGGCUCAUGGGGUUGCGGAAGACGAAGCUGGUGUGCACCGUGGGGCCGGCUUGCAGCUCCGAUGAAGGAUUGGAGAAGCUGGCCAUUGGAGGGAUGAAUGUGGCCAGGCUCAAUAUGUGCCACAACUCGAGGGAGUGGCAUCAGCGUGUGAUUAGAGCAAUAAGGAGGUUGAAUCAGGAGAAAGGAUUUUGUGUUGCUGUGAUGAUUGAUACCGAGGGGAGCCAGAUGCAUAUGGUCGGUCUCGGGGGUGAUUCAUCCGUCAAAGCUGAGGAUGGAUCAAUGUGGUUAUUUACAACCGAGAAGUUUGAGGGCUAUCGGCCAUGCACAGUUCAAGUGAACUAUGAAGGGUUUGCUGAAGGUAUUUUGGUGGGCGAUGAAGUGGUUGUAGAUGGUGGGAUGGCAACUUUUGAAGUUGUAGAGAAGGUAGGGAAUGAUUUGCUGUGUAAAUGCUCUGAUCCAGGUUUGCUUCUUUCUCGAGCCAAGUUGUCAUUCCGGAGGAACGGUGAACUUGUUGGGAAGAGUGUUGGGCCCCCAACUUUAUCCGCAAAGGACUGGGCUGACAUUGAAUUCGGAAUUUCUGAAGGAGUUGAUUUUAUUGCUGUUUCCUUUGUAAAGGAUGCUAAUGACAUUGAGAAUCUCAAAAGCUAUCUUUCUGAAAGAUCUUCAGAUUCCAUUAAAGUUCUGGCUAAGAUUGAGAGCCUGGAGUCUCUUAAGAAUCUACUUGACAUUAUAGAGGCAUCUGAUGGGAUCAUGGUGGCCCGUGGUGAUCUUGGUGUCGAGGUUCCACUUGAGCAGAUCCCCACCAUCCAAGAAAAGAUAACCCUUAUGUGCAGGCAGCUGAACAAACCUGUGAUUAUAGCUUCUCAACUUCUUGAAUCCAUGGUAGAAUAUCCAACCCCAACAAGAGCUGAGGUUGCAGAUGUUUCCCAGGCUGUAAGACAAAAUGCAGAUGCCUUGAUGUUAUCUGGUGAGUCUGCAGUUGGAUCUUAUGCCGAUAAAGCUCUCUCCGUCUUGCGUAUGACAAGUGGACGCAUGGAACUUUGGAGCCGUGAAGAAAAUCAAAAAAAUCUUUUCCCACCUCAACUGGCAAUAUCCUUGCCCGACCGUGUCACCGAGCAGACUUGCAACUGUGCUGUACAAAUGGCUAACAACCUGGGUGUCGAUGCGAUUUUCGUAUACACUAAGCAUGGACUGAUGGCAUCACUACUCUCUCGUAAUCGUCCGAAUCCGCCUGUGUUUGCAUUCACAGACAAUGCUAAUGCGAGAAUGGCGAUGAACUUGAACUGGGGAAUCAUCCCAUUUGAGCUGCCAUUAUCAGCAGACAUGGAAAUAAAUAUCAAGAAUACAUUCAGUCUAGUGAAGAAGAGAAGCAUUGUGAAUGUUGGAGAUGUUAUUCUGGUAGUCUCUGAUUUGAGCCAUUCCUCUGCUGUUCCUUCUGUUUUCCAGUCAAUUCAGGUCAGAACAAUUGCAUGAUAAUAACAAAACAAUGUUCUCUAUUUGUGUUAUUAUUUAUUCCUCAAACUUAUUAUUUUUUAUUUAUUUACAUAGUUAUGUGAUUUAUUCAAGGGAAAAACAAAAUCAUUAG
Messenger RNA from Dioscorea cayenensis subsp. rotundata (Guinea yam), 1886 nucleotides. Its product is annotated as pyruvate kinase isozyme A, chloroplastic-like. The transcript has 7 exons. Gene Ontology annotation, biological process: glycolytic process. Gene Ontology annotation, cellular component: cytoplasm. The coding region runs from base 110 to 1774 and encodes 554 amino acids. Lineage: Eukaryota; Viridiplantae; Streptophyta; Magnoliopsida; Dioscoreales; Dioscoreaceae. The record is from RefSeq and is a predicted model, not a curated record. Gene Ontology annotation, molecular function: potassium ion binding; pyruvate kinase activity; magnesium ion binding.